This is a messenger RNA of Drosophila novamexicana, 1545 nucleotides long. It is a transcript of the gene Naxd, whose product is annotated as ATP-dependent (S)-NAD(P)H-hydrate dehydratase. Gene Ontology annotation, molecular function: ATP-dependent NAD(P)H-hydrate dehydratase activity. The coding region runs from base 101 to 1009 and encodes 302 amino acids. Lineage: Eukaryota; Metazoa; Arthropoda; Insecta; Diptera; Drosophilidae. Gene Ontology annotation, biological process: metabolite repair. The record is from RefSeq and is a predicted model, not a curated record. The transcript has 3 exons.
CAAUUGAAACUAUCGGUAUAUUAUACCAAUACAAAACAAUCGAAUUGGAAAUUGGAAACAUCGAUGUGGUCAACAAUCUUUACAGUCCUACUUCAAGAAAAUGUCGAAAAUAAUCCAAAUACCAGUACAUACAGAGAAGCUGUUGACUAUAUUCAGAACAAUUAUACCCAAACUGAGUAAUGGAAAAUAUAAAGGUCAAUAUGGUCGCAUCGGUGUAAUCGGCGGAUCCCUGGAAUAUACUGGAGCACCCUAUUUUGCAGCAAUAACUGCUAUGAAAGUGGGUGCGGACUUGUCACACGUUUUCUGUCAUACUGAAGCGGCAACAGUUAUAAAAUCAUACAGCCCCGACCUAAUUGUGCAUCCUGUUCUGGACCGUGACGAUGCUGUGGAACAAAUUAAACCAUGGAUCGACCGAUUACAUGUUCUUGUAAUUGGACCAGGCUUAGGGCGAGAUACUCGUAUUCUUAAAACCGCAACAGAUGUUAUGAAGCUAUGCCUUGAGAUUGGGAAACCCAUUGUGGUCGACGCAGAUGGGCUGUUCAUACUGAACGAUAAUAUCGAGCUAGUAUGUGGCCAACGGGACGUUAUAUUGACGCCAAAUGCAAUCGAAUUUCAAAGAUUAUUUGGCAAAGAUGUCGCGACUGCACGCGAAAGGAUGUCACUGCUUGGCGAUGGGGUUGUGAUCCUUGAAAAGGGCGCCAAUGAUAAGAUCCAUAUACCACACACCAAUGAAGUGUACACCAUGCCAACGGGUGGAUCCGGCCGGCGUUGCGGUGGUCAGGGCGACUUAUUAAGCGGUUCGCUGGCAACGUUUUUUUAUUGGUCUUUGCAGUCCAACCAACCCAAUCCGGCAUAUUUAGCUGCUUGUGCCUCAAGUUAUUUCGUGAAAAAAAUCAAUUUCGCAGCAUUUCAAAAGCUAGGACGCAGUAUGGUCGCCAGUGAUAUGAUAAAGGAGAUAUCGGCAGUGUUUAACGCUGAGUUUGAAAACACCAAUUUUAGUUCUCAGUAGGAUCUUGUCUUGAAUUGCAGUGUAUAGAUUAUAGGUGUCCGAACCAAAGUCCAUAAUAGUCACGUCUAUUUCAAAGCUAGUUAGUUAGUUGGUUACUAAAUUCUUUACCAGAGUAGAAGAAAACUAAAAUGUUUAUUUAACAAGGAGAUCUGAACAGUGACUGAUUUUAAAUUGAAUUUAUUCUUAACUUGAAGAGCGUAAAAUGGAAUAAGCUCUCAGCUUCGGCUCCCCGAUAUGCGUGAGAACUAGAGACUUGAAAUCUUAGACGUGGGUCCUAGUGUCCGUACAGUACGAAUUUGUUGCCGAUUAUUAGAAUCGGUAGAAGCUUUAGGGUUUCUUCUAGUCGUACAAGUUUUCAAAUUCCAAAUAUUUCAACUUGAAUGUUUUACCGUUGAAUCGUCAAUUUUGUAUGUGUUAAGCUUGCUCCGGAAUGCAAGUAUAUGCGUUUAACAGAUUCAAUCUUUGUUAAAUUCAAAUUAGUGAUAUAUAUUUACCUUCAGUAAUACCAAAUAAAAUUCACCCUAGUUCCAAAUAAG